UCGUCUUCGUCCCUCCUUUUUCCCUCCUCCUCUCCCAAAUUCAUAUACGCACGCAGUACAGUACGCCAAGUUAAUCGACAACAAAAUCAAGUCAUCCAUCUCACAAACCAAACAGAGCUACCGUUUUUAUUCUUCACCGGCCACGAAUUCACUAACGCGUUCAAUUGUUCAACUCCGAAUUCAUCCAAUCACAAAUCGAUAUACGAAGUGGGUGAUUGAAGGUUGAAUUGAAUUUGAAUGCAAACUUCACAGAUUAUAUCAAUCUCAAUUCCAUCUCAAUCCAUCCCUCAUUCGUUGGACAUAACCAAGGGUCCAGGCAACAAUCACACUUAACUUGCACAACUUUAAUAUUCACCUCAUCCGUUUCCACCCUUUGCGCUUCUCUCUUCCAUCUUCUUAUAGCACUGCUUGCUAUUCAUCAAGAAAACUUCCUCAUCAACCAGAGCUGUGCUACCACCAAAGGAACAAACAUCGAAGCAUUAAAUAAAAGUAGGACAUCGACAAGAACCAUAUUGUCGUCUUUCUACCCCAUUUUGCCUCGUUGAAUAGAGUUCACACCGAGAAAGGCUGACAGCCUCGGAAGCUGAUAUUUGUACAGCCAACUAUUUGUAUGCUCCGAUUCAUUCCUCUCCCUUCCCCAUACUUUAUUUACCUACCACACACACAUCCAUUCAACCUUCUCAAAUCAGUCAAGCAUCAGGCGAUUAUUGGUGGGGAAGUCGAAACAUGAACAUAUGGAUUGAUUAAUCUCAUCCACACAUUUUUACACCGAAGCUACUUUUGGCCUAUUUCCUAUCUGGUUUUAUAUACCACAUUUAUAGUCCGAAACGCGUUCAUACAUCCUCAUUUGUGACUCACAUUUCUUGCAUGGAACAAAAGAUCCUCAGGGCUAAUCAAUCUCAUCCUAGUCCUCGAAGAUAUCGCAGAGCUAAAAGACCUGGCCACUCAGGAUGUCGUUCACACAUCCCCGAAGAACUACAAAGACUACUGUGACUCCUCUCGCGAAUGCGUCAGGCCGUCCAACAGUUAAUACAACUAUGGCUUCCCUUCGCAAAGGUGCCACCUUCCACUCACCUUCUUCUCCUACGAACGAAGCUGAGGGUGCUUUUAACCUCUCAUCCCUUCAACGUUCAUUAUCCAACCUUGAAAGCUUCGCCGUCGAAUCACACAUACGUCGUGCUGCCGAUGCUAUAGAAUCAUUUGAACUUACUGCUGCCGGCAAUCAGUCCUCUUCUACAUCAAGCCGACGCUUCCGUGACGAGUCUGAACCUGUUCCUCGAGGUGUCGUUAACGUCGAGAACCCCUCCAACAAACCAUACAAUACACCACUGAUGGAAGGAAUCAUGCCAUCAGAGGACUCUGCCGUUAGACGUUCGACACGUUCUCGCCGUACUACGCCUAGAUAUGCAGACAGUGGUCUCGGGUCAUCAAUCGGGUCAUCAUCAUCGGACAAAAAGGUAUUCACCGACGACAAUGCCUCUAAGUCUACCAAGCCAUCAACUGUAACUAGAUCAGCCGCUGUCGGGUCUACAAUCAUCAAGAGUUUUCCUAGACUUAGUGCUCGUACGACCGCUCGCAUUCAACAGCAUAUCUUGAAGCCACUCCUGGCAAAGAAGUCUUUCAGACACUUGCAUCCUCUCGUCGAGGAUUGUCCAAGACGAAUUCAUCAGAAGGAAAUCGUAUCUCUGCGUGAUCUGGAGAAGACCUUAAUUUUUACCGCACCUGUAAGUGAAAUCCAUAAUGAUGUUGCUUGGGGAGUUGCUCACUGGUUCUCGCAAUUGAAGAAGUACACAAAGAGCGCCUCCUUGUAUCUCGACUUUUGCCUUGAAUCGAUCCGUUGUAUCCAAGCGACUGUCGAACUUGUUAACGAGCGCGAACAAACACGACCAAACGAUCGUCCAUACACUAACGGAUACUUUGUUGAUCUGGUCGAACAGAUCAAACAAUACGCCGAACAGGUCCGGGAAGCUAAGGAGAAGGAGGAGAAAGGAGAGACUUUGGACGAGAUGGACGCUCACCCGUAUGUCGCUCUUCACUCCUCAGACCCGAAGUCUAAAGGGUUACUAAACAUUUUACCAUACAGGUCAGAUGAAGUCAAGCUUCACGGUGGGCUGACCAGAAAUGGUCGACCCGCUGAACUCGUCCGCAUCAACAAGAAAACGGGUAAAGCCGUUUCCAUCGCCACCGGUAAACCCGUCGACAUGGACGAUGAUGACAAUAAGUCUAUGAGAUUUAAACGAUCCUUGAGUGAAGAAGCUGAAGAUGAAGAGUCAGUGAUGAGAUCGAUGGCUCGCCGUAAGAAGGAUGCCUCUGCUGCUGAGCUUGCUCCUAAAUUCUGCCGUGAGAAGGGAUGUGACAAAUCAUUCAAGCGUCCAUGUGAUUUGACCAAACAUGAGAAAACUCAUUCUCGUCCUUGGAAAUGCCCCGUUACUUCAUGCAAGUACCACGAAUAUGGUUGGCCAACAGAGAAGGAAAUGGACCGCCAUCAAAAUGACAAACACUCGGCUGCUCCUCCACUAUUUGAGUGCCACUUCAAGCCUUGCCCAUAUCGCUCAAAACGUGAGUCGAAUUGCAAGCAGCACAUGGAGAAGGCACAUGGAUGGGAGUACGUCCGAUCCAAGAAUAACGGAAAGAACAGACCUGCUGCACCACCUGCUGUUCCAAAUGGCCUACCAACUCCUCAAGCUACUAUUAUACACACUCCGGGCAGCGACUCAAAUAUCGAAUCUCCUCUUAUUGCUGAUGAUGAGAUGAUCUAUGAGAACCCUUCGUUGUACACCACAAACCACAGCAUAGACUUCUUUCCCGCAUUCCCUGCCGAGAUGAACAUGUUCCAACCUCCACAAUCAUUGAACAUUGAAUACUCUCCUGUGACGGAUAACUCCUUUUCUACUGAUGGCCAUUCGCCAUUUGAUGCAAAUUCUCCUUUCAACUCCACAUCUGUUCUCGGUGCCCAGGAUCAGUUCCAAGAGAACAUACAAGCCUAUCAACCCAACGAUGAAUGGGCAGCUUAUGAGCAGACUGAUCUCUAUAGCGCUCAAGCCCAGCUCCAAAUUCCAUCCAACCACCAAAUUUAUCAAGAGAUCAUGGGCCAAAAUACUAUGGCUUUUGAAACAUCUGGUGACACAUACCAAACAGAGCAUCAGCAAAAUCAACACCUCCACCAAUCACAACCUAUGACACAUAUCUCGCCUAUCGGUGAAGGUAACACAAUGCUGUACACCCCAAAAUCUAUGCAAGAUUUUGAUGAAGGCUUUGAGGACUUCAUUCCAAGCAACACUCGCAUGACCGCCAAUGGUGUCCAGGAUUUUCAACUCUUUUCUGCACCUCAGCAAAGACACAACAGCAAUCCUGCUCCACUCUUUGGUGAGAUCACUUCUCAAGCACCUCUUGGAUUUCCUGGCAUCCAUCCUCAAGAUCUGAUUGCUUUCUAUGCUCAAACGGCAGUCAAUUCCGCUGCUGGUACUAGCAAUCACCAACUUCAAAAUCACUAUCAACCUCAUCCCCAUCGUCAACAACAGCAACAAUUGCAUCAAAACAUGAACAUGACAAUGGAUUGGUCUUCUGAUGAGUACGGUUAUGGCAGUCAAUAAAUGGCACGUAUGGGCAGUGGAUAAAAUUCUCUACUCGUCUCAAAUCGUUCGACCCGAACACAUCUUGUAUUAACAUAUUUGCAUUUUUUCGUGUUUAUUUUGGCGCGCUUUAUUGGCCAAAUUUUUUUCUCUUUUUUUUUCUUUCAAACUAAGUCUUACGAAAGUUUGGAAGCUUGGUGUGUUUUCUCUUCUCAAUUUUCUUUCUCGAUGAAUUAUGAGUAGUGGUUAAUUUACCAGGAUUCCACGUGGAAUGACCUGGGUUGGAUUGGAUGGUGGGUGUGGAACAUGAUUAAAUUUUCUUUGAUCUCGACGGGUGGACCAUUGACCGGGACUGACCGGGGAUAUUUUUAUUAUGAUUUCUUUUUCUUUUUGGGAGAGAUGACAGAUGCGUAUGCAUGCAGAUAGAUCUCGGGGGUAUUACUUUUUGAUGGAUGAUGUGGAUGGCUUUUGAUUUUAUUUCUUCAAUUGAUUUGGCUGGGAGUUAGAUCGUAAAUCGAAUUGGGAUUUCUAUUGGGGGUUUUAUUGGAUGGAUUGGCCGGUAUUGAAUGGAAAGAUUAAAGCUUGAUGGAUUGAACUGAAUGAAGUGGUGGAUCAAUGGUGGACAGGGCAACAGAAUUUGCAGAGAGGCAUAAGAUACAAGACAGAAAUACUUUGAGAAAAAUGAGAAUAUUA
This is a messenger RNA of Sclerotinia trifoliorum, 4265 nucleotides long. The record is from the annotation of a GenBank genome assembly. Lineage: Eukaryota; Fungi; Ascomycota; Leotiomycetes; Helotiales; Sclerotiniaceae.